This is a messenger RNA of Anopheles marshallii, 336 nucleotides long. It is a transcript of the gene mRpS33, whose product is annotated as 28S ribosomal protein S33, mitochondrial. NCBI's taxonomy places the organism in Eukaryota, Metazoa, Arthropoda, Insecta, Diptera, Culicidae. The record is from RefSeq and is a predicted model, not a curated record. The transcript has a single exon. Gene Ontology annotation, cellular component: mitochondrion. The coding region runs from base 1 to 336 and encodes 111 amino acids.
AUGUCCAAGUACAAAGAACUUACCAAACUUACGACGACGUACGCGCGCCGGAUGAAUUACCUUUCGAACCGGAUCUUUGGUGAAGUGGCCCGUCCGACGAAUUCCCAAUCCAUGAAGGUGGUCAAGAUGUUCAGCGACGAACCAAUCCAUCAGCGAGACUACGUCGUGAACUGGUAUCCACGGCACGUUGAAACACACCUUCUAGCAAUGAAACUUCGCGAGUAUGGCCUGUUCCGGGACGAACAUCAGGAUUUCAAGGAGGAAAUGAAACGAUUACGUGCGCUUCGUGGAAAAGCGCCACCGAAGAAGGGCGAAGGAAAACGUGCGAAAAAAUAA